This is a messenger RNA of Scleropages formosus (Asian bonytongue), 1479 nucleotides long. RefSeq names its product DNA damage-inducible transcript 4-like protein. NCBI's taxonomy places the organism in Eukaryota, Metazoa, Chordata, Actinopteri, Osteoglossiformes, Osteoglossidae. The transcript has 3 exons. Gene Ontology annotation, biological process: negative regulation of signal transduction. The record is from RefSeq and is a predicted model, not a curated record. Bases 116 to 697 code for a protein of 193 amino acids. Gene Ontology annotation, cellular component: cytoplasm.
UGUGAAUGUGUAUGGAGUGGAGCGUGUGCCCGCGCAGGGAAGCCUGAAUGAGUGGACUUUUAGUCGAAAACUAAUAUUAAACGUAAUUAUAACUUUAUAUCGUUGAGCUGCAGCGAUGGUUGCAACCAGCACCCUGAAAAGCAAGAAUGCCGAGUGCAUCUCGGAGCUGGUGGAUUGCAGGAUCGAGCAGCGCUACAGCGAGGAUGAGCUGGACUACUGGGACCGCUGCCUAGCAGAGCCGAACCUGAACGGCAGCGUCUUUGAGGACUCAACCUGCCAACAGCUGGCCAAGAUGUUUGAAAACUGCCUGUCGCGUGCUAAGAAGACCAAGCUGCACUGCUCGGAGGUUCUGGUGCCCGAAAAGCUGACGCGCCGGAUAGCCCGGGAUGUGCUGCGGUUGUCGUCAGGUGAGCCCUGCGGCUUGCGCGGCUGCGUCCUUUACGUGCACCUGGAGGUGGAGAACGCCUGCAAGAAGCUAGACCGCAUAGUAUACGACGCCAGCGUGGUGCCCACCUUUGAGCUCACGCUGGUCUUCAAGCAGGACGGCAGUGCCUGGCCCAGCCUAAGGGACUUCUUCCUCAUCGGGGCCUGCUUCACGCCGGGCUUCCGGCACGCGCUCAAGCUCAGCCCGGGCUUCCGGCUCAUCAAAAAGAAACUGUACUCCUCCUCGGCUGGUACCGUGGUGGAGGAGUGCUGAAGUGUACUGGGUGGGGAGAUGCAAUGCUCUUCUGUAGUAUCUGAAUGUAACACUCACUCUGGAAUCCUGUCCCUUUUUUGUACCAUCUAUGAAAUGCUCAUGUGACACAAGCCGCUACAGGAUGGUGCGCUGAAGGUGUGCCAGGUGGUCCACAUUGAGUCUCAGCUGGCACUGAGCAUCUGAUCUGACGGCAUGGCAUCAAUGAUCGAGCAACAUAUGAUUAAAUCCAUCAGAGGGUUAUUUUCAGAAGGGGGAAAUUGACAACUAACUGGACAGCUAUGUGGUGACUUGUUAAAAACCCAUUAGUUUACAUUUUGAAUAGGUCAAUUUAAUUAGUAAAACUGGUCUAGAAUUUAGAUUUAUUAACCAGGUACAUUUAUAUUGUAAUAGUAUAGUGUAAUCUGCUCAAUGUGUUUAAAAGCUGCAGUCCAGCUGGCUUUGGGAUAUAGUUUAUCUAAUGAAUGUCAUGCCAUCAUGCUGCUUAAUUCCAGUUGCAACAGGACCUCCAACUGAACUUGUUUCCAGAAAGUGCCUUUACAUGAGACAUGUAAAGAAUAAGACUAAUUGUGCACUUUUUUUCUCCCCUUCAUAUCAUUGCACUACUGGAGUUCACUGAACAUCUAAGUGUUUGUCAGUUUUUGUACUUAGACACACUCUGAUCUCUGCCUUUUGGGUGUAAAUGGCUACAAUGCUGUUUACAAGCAACCGAAAGUUUACUUUUAUUAAUUCCUGUUAUAGGAAAUGUGAAUUCUUGUCUAUUUGACAAUAAAGUGUUUUUUAAA